UGAGCGCAGGCGCCUCUAUGCGCCUGCGCUGCCGUUGCCAGGUACCGCCGGCGAAAGGACAACUUAGACAAGGGGAGGGGGCAGCGGGGACUCCGGAAGGCCACUCUUUACCCGGAAGUGGUUGCAGAGGAACAUGGCGUUGCUGGUGCGAGUCCUUAGAAACCGGAUUUCCCAGUGGGUUCCAGUAUGCAGCCUAUUGGUACCUGUGUCCUCUACACAGGCACAGUGGGGCAGGGCUCUGUCUGGUACUUUCCAGUGGCCUCAGAUAAGCCAGUCCCUAGCAUGUGGUGUAUCAGAACAGAUUCCUGGGAUAGAUGUACAGUGGAAUAGGAAGUAUCAUACCACAAAUAAGCUUUUUACUACCAAGGAUUCCCCACAGCCUGUUGAGGAGAAAGUUGGUACCUUCACAAAAAUAAUAGAAGCCAUGGGAUUUACAGGACCUUUGAAAUACAGUAAAUGGAAGAUUAAGAUUGCGGCCCUGCGCAUGUAUACUAGCUGUGUGGAGAAAACUGACUUCGAGGAAUUCUUUCUAAGGUGUCAGAUGCCUGAUACAUUCAAUUCAUGGUUUCUUAUAACUCUGCUUCACGUCUGGAUGUGUCUAGUCCGAAUGAAACAGGAAGGCCGGAGUGGGAAAUACAUGUGUCGUAUCAUAGUUCAUUUCAUGUGGGAGGAUGUUGAGCAGCGUGGCAGAGUCAUGGGGGUUAAUUCUUAUAUCCUGAAGAAGAAUAUGAUCCUUAUGACAAACAAUUUCUAUGCAGCCAUCUUGGGAUAUGAUGAGGGAAUCCUUUCAGAUGACCAUGGGCUAGCUGCUGCGCUCUGGAGAACCUUCUUCAACCAGAAAUGUGAAGAUCCUCGACAGCUUGAAUUAUUGGUGGAGUAUGUGAGGAAACAGAUGCAGUACCUGGACUCCAUGAAUGGGGAGGAUCUGCUUCUGACAGGGGAGGUGAGCUGGCGCCCUCUAGUGGAGAAGAAUCCUCAGAGUGUCCUGAAGCCCCAUUCCCCAACUUAUAACGACGAGGGUCUUUGAUGGACUGGUCCCUCUGAACAGCUGGCCAGCUGGCUUUGAAGAACUGCCAGGAGAGAGGUGCUUGUUUGGCCCAGAACCCUGCAGAAAGUGGCCUGAACUGACCUUUGAACAGCAUCUGUCAAAUACCUGGCCCCAUUUGUGUUGAUUUUCCUUUUAAUAUGCCCAGGAGCCUGAUCUGGUGGGGUACAGUGCUGGGAGAACCCUUAGUUCUUCUGAGAUAUCCUCUCCCUCAAGAGAAGCCCUGAGCAAGAGCUCCCCAGCACACACUCCCCUAAUCCCCUCCAGUAACUAUGUGAUUGACAGCUUUUCCCAAAGGCUGCAGAGGGAUGGUGGUAAGUUAGAAACGGUACACUUCCACCAAGGGCCCACCAUGGCAAAGGAGCAGUUUGGAAUGCUGCUGAGUCAAGACGGGUAACCACACUCUGUCCUCUGGUUUUGAGCCAUGGGGUUGAGUUGGCCAUUAAAAGACACAGAGACAUAUCUCUGCAAUGACUCUUUAUUCUAGGGUUUUUUAGAAACUUAUCUGAGAUGGCAUUUGUCAUAAGCUGAGGAGCAUCACCCACCUCAGAGACAGGAUGGGGAGAGGGUCAAGAGGAUCUCUGCUGCUGUUCUUGCCUCCAGUUCAUGGAGAUGUCACUGUUGUGCCCAAGGCAUAGCCUGCCAGGCUCCAUCCUCUGGGAUCCAGGAGGCUUCUGAUGGCCAAGGGGCUUGUCACAUCCUGAGUUGUUUGGAAAGAAGACCCAAGAACAUAGGCCUCUUUGUCACUUCCCUAUUGAAUGGGGUGAGGGACAUGCUGUCUUUUCCUCUCUUGACUCCUUUAUGUGAGAUACUGGGGCAAAGAGAAUAUUUUUUUCUGGCUUAGUUGUACCAUCCCAGGGCCCACCCCCAUGCCCAGCUUUCUAGCUCCUUCCUAACUUCUAGAGCGUGUGCUACAGAGCCACCUUGGUCUGUGCUCUUGAGGGUCAGUUGCCUCCUCCCUGAGUAUGGGUCAUCUCUUGGGAGAUUUUCUUUGCAUUGAAGGAAGGGGGCGGGGAACCAUAUUGCCCCUCCUUCCCCCAUCAAACUUCCUUCAUUUAACUUGCUAUAAAAUGAGUCAUAUAAAGAAAUUCUAUAUGGGUGAGGUAUAUCCCACUUCUGUGAAAACAUUACAAAUCAGACCGCCUUCUCUGAGUUUAUUUAAGAUGCUUUUGUUGCAAGCGGAGUUCUAGAGUGAAGCCUCCUCUGUGUGUGUGAGAUAAUAACACCUUGUAACUCAUUACAGCUGGGCACUAUUUACAUAAACCAGAGCUGAGCCAGGCAGGAAUUUGCUGAUUAAUUUAUUUUUAAUGGAGUGAAGUAUACCAUGCACCAAAAUAAACUUUACUGUGUGUACCUAACUGCUCCUGGAAUGGAUGGAAAAAUUAAUGGAACAGAUUUUGGCUCCCAACUCCACACAUUAAUUCAUAUAUAAAAGUUACUUGAGCCUUAACCCAUUUGCUGCCCAGGGCAGCUCCCCAGCCGCAGAUCCCAGCCCACAGCACCAGUUCAGCUACUGGGCUUGCAUGGGAAUCACGGAAUUGCAGAUUUAGAAGAAACUUUAGAGGUCUCUUAGUUCAACCCUGGUCCAGAACUUGAUUCCCUUUCUCAGCAUCCCAGUUGGCCUAUGUUCAUACAGGCCGUUUAUGAAUGUCUCCAGCAGCAGAUGGUCCUGCCUGCAGAGCCAAGUCCUGUCUCCAUAAGAUGAGUAAUCAUCAAACACUGCAACUUGUAAUACGGAGCUGCGUUUUAAAGAGCCAAAUUGGAUCUGUCAUGUUGGGGAUGUCCCAAAGCCCUCACUUCCUGCCUGCCGGCAUCUUUCACCGAGUACACGACCCCCUCCCCUUCAAGAUAAAAUCGAGGCUCCUCGAGGCUGCAAGGCUCUUCUUAAUUUGACCUGUGCUUGUUUCUGAGUCUCUAACUCAUUUCUUCUCCGAGGAAACUGAACCAUUUGGGGUUACCUGAAGAGACCACCCUGUAUGUUUCCUCUACCUGGAAUCCUUGUUUCCUCUUCAGACUAGAGAAAUCCUGUGUGUCCUCAAAUACCCACCCCCCCAUCCUACCUUGUCUGUCCCAGGUGGAAACUAGU
This is a messenger RNA of Prionailurus viverrinus (fishing cat), 3131 nucleotides long. Its product is annotated as ubiquinol-cytochrome-c reductase complex assembly factor 1. NCBI's taxonomy places the organism in Eukaryota, Metazoa, Chordata, Mammalia, Carnivora, Felidae. The record is from RefSeq and is a predicted model, not a curated record. Gene Ontology annotation, cellular component: mitochondrion. Gene Ontology annotation, biological process: mitochondrial respiratory chain complex III assembly. The transcript has 10 exons. The coding region runs from base 134 to 1027 and encodes 297 amino acids.